UAAUAUUCUGAUUUCUGAUUCUGACUUAACAUUAUGGAAUAAUGAUGAAUUUUGCUGUUAGUGAUGUCUGCUGACUUUCCGUCAUAGCCACUAAUAGUGAUGAUUGAAGAAUGUUGUCGAUGUUGAACUUUGUGUCAUGUAUCAUUGGAAACGUCAUCUGACAGUGCUGCUUGCUAUUUGUGUUAAAUUAUUGCAACUCGUAUAAAUAUUAUGUUUUAUAUGUUGCUUGUGAUUGAUCAGUUUUGUAAGGAUUGAAAUUGGUUUUUAUUUAUGUUUUAAAGUAGAAUAGGUACCAAAAUUGCCAGCAAAAUUAUUUACCAUCGCCCACAUUAGUUUUAUUACUGAAUCUAGUUAUUUCAUUUGUAUUAAACCAUUAAGCAUUUGCACAUUCAUUGGAUUUUAAUUACCUAGGAUAUGAUAUGGAGAAAACUCAAGAAACUGACACAACCACACUGAUUUCUGAUAUAAAUGAUAUUACUAUACAUGAUCAAGUAAUUAGUAAAUCUGUUACUGAAAAUGAACCUGUACCAAGUACUUCAGAACAGGGAAGUUCUUAUGAAAUUUUAUUUGAUCAACUUAAAGAAAAAAAUAAACAUAUAUUUGUUUUGAGUACAGCUGGUAAACCUAUAUACACACGGUUUGGAAAUGAAAAUCAAAUGGCCUCCCUUUUUGGUUUAAUGAUAGCAUUAGUGUCAGUGACUCAAGAUUCAAAUGACACGUUACAGUCGAUUUGUUGCGGUCAGACUCGAAUAGUGUUUUUAAAUAAAGAUCCUCUUAUACUGGUCGGUGUUUCCCAAUCUUCUGAGCCUUAUGACCAAAUUAAAAAACAACUAACAUAUGUGUAUAACAAUAUAAUUAGUACUUUGACUUUAACCCAGUUAAAAAAAAUUUUCCACAAUAGAACUAAUUUUGAUUUGCGGCGAUUAAUGAGCGGAUCUGAAAGAUUAAUAGACAAACUUAUAACGUUUACUGAGAAUGAUCCAGGAUUUUUAUUAGAUUCUAUUAGUUGUCUACAAAUGCCAUCUAGUAGCAGAGAUAAAAUAACACAAACCAUAUUGACACAAUGCAGUAAAAUAAAAAAUUUAGUAUUUGGUUUAUUGAUUGCUCAAAAACAUGUUAUAUCAAUUGUACGUAUGAAAAAAUACUCGCUGCAUGUAUCUGAUAUUCACCUGAUAUUAAACCUAAUUAAUUCAACAGAAUCAUUUAAAACAGCAGAGAGUUGGACACCCAUUUGUUUACCGACAUUUGAUUCUAGUGGUUACAUGCACGCUCAUAUAUCAUAUUUGGCAGAAGAUUGUCAAGCAUGUUUAGUUUUGUUAACAAUUGAUCAUAAUCUUUUUUUUACACUUUCCGAUGCCAAAAGAAAAAUUACAGAAAAAAUGCGUUGCAAUGAUUGUCUCCAUGCAAUUAACGAGGCAAUUAUUCGCCAACCUGUUAGUUUAGCACGGGCAAAUAUUACAGGAUUGCGACAUCUUUUGUACAAAAACAAAAACCGCUCACAACACUGGUGCCCUCCAUUUACAUCUCCAUAUAAUACCAACGAUUUACAACAAAACCUCAUGUCUGUUUAUUGUUCAUUAAUCAGCCAAAUUAAUUUCCCAGGGCGUACAUUAAAAGUGAUUUUUCAACAACUAACAGCUGAAACUAUGCUCGCUUGGGCAACUGAAGAUGUUGAACUAUAUAUGAGUUUUGAACCAUUAGUUUCUAAAGAAUGUGCAACAAAUGCAGUAACUAAAUUAACACAAUGGAUGAAAAAAGAAGAGGAUUCAUUGUUUAUAUUUAAUAUUCCCAUGUUUUAAUAUUAGUCAUUGUAUGAAAUUGAAUCCAGAAUUUGUGAUAAUAUCAAUAUAUUAAUAAAUAAUAGGUACCUAUCUUAAAUUAUUCUUAAGAAUUUUAAAUAAUAAUUAU
Molecule: messenger RNA, 1908 nt
Organism: Rhopalosiphum maidis (corn leaf aphid)
Lineage: Eukaryota; Metazoa; Arthropoda; Insecta; Hemiptera; Aphididae
Gene: Mon1
Product: protein SAND
Exons: 8
Coding region: 420-1799 (459 amino acids)
Biological process (GO): endosome to lysosome transport via multivesicular body sorting pathway; protein targeting to vacuole
Source: RefSeq, a predicted model, not a curated record